UUUUCAUAUUCGUAUUUGAAGCCAUAUUGUUUAGCGCAGUGGACAAGGAAUUGGCAUUAUUGGCAUUCCUUCCUAAAAAUUGACCGAUUUUUCUACAAAUUUCAGUUGUAUUUUAGAUUUUGGUCCUCUACAAUGUCUGGCCAGAGCUCCAAUGUGGAAAAUCUAUCACCUCAAACCAUAAGACAGGUUGCCAAAGAAAUAUCUGAAUUGUCAUCAAACCCACCCGAAGGCAUUAAAGUUUAUCCUAAUGAAGAAGACAUUACAGAUAUACAGGCCACGAUAGAAGGGCCAGGAGGAACUCCCUAUGCUGGUGGUUUAUUUCGAGUUAAGUUAGUUUUAGGUAAAGGUUUUCCAUCAGUUCCACCUAAAGGAUUUUUUCUCACACGAAUUUUUCAUCCAAAUGUUGCUAGUAAUGGUGAAAUUUGUGUGAAUACAUUGAAAAAAGAUUGGAAGCCUGAAUUAGGAAUUAAACAUGUUCUUUUGACUAUCAAAUGUCUCCUAAUCUAUCCUAACCCGGAGUCUGCGCUCAAUGAAGAAGCAGGAAAACUUUUACUUGAACAAUAUGAGGACUAUUCUUUACGAGCAAAAAUGAUGACAGAAAUUCAUGCUGUCCCACCUAGAACAUCCAAAGAAUGUAAAAACACUAUGGACGAUGUUCCCUCCACUUCCGCCGCCAGCGAAUAUUCAUGUAAUGGACCAAUGGCAAAGAAACAUGCCGGUGACAAAAAAGCCUUAGAAAAAAAGAAAAAGGAUAAAAAGAGAACAUUGAAGCGAUUAUAACAUCAGGCUGAGUGCUUUUCACAAUAAGGACAUUUUUAAUUUUUUUUGUACAAAUUUUGAAAAAAAGUUAAAUGCUGUAACUACUUGUAUGUAUGUUGAACGGUGUGCCAAGAGGAUAUUGUAUAAUUGUUAUUGCCCAACUUCCGUUGUUUUUUUAAAAAGAAUAUGUGCAUAUAAAAUAAUUUGUGUAUAAGUUGAGUGAAUAUAAUCCGUGUAGAAAAAAUGAAAAGUAAUUCU
Saccoglossus kowalevskii is the source of this 1017-nucleotide messenger RNA. Its product is annotated as ubiquitin-conjugating enzyme E2 S-like. NCBI's taxonomy places the organism in Eukaryota, Metazoa, Hemichordata, Enteropneusta, Harrimaniidae. The record is from RefSeq and is a predicted model, not a curated record.